AUGCGCGUCGGCUUGUUCGGCGUGCUGGCGCUGCUGGCCCUCGCCGGCCCCCUGGGCUGCGUGGCGCCGCUGCCGCCCACCCCCACGUACCUCAACCACGAGUGGUGGUGGCAGGACGAUGAGGGCACCAGGACUGUGCAACCGCUGGGGCAUGCCGUCCAGAGCGGCUGCUACCCCUACAACCGGGUACUGGAUCGCAAGGGCGUGUAUCAGAUUACCACGCUGCAGCACAAGAACCCGACUGUGUUCCGUGACCAGCAGAUCCGGCUGCGCAAGCCCGACGGCAACUUCAUCAAGAAAAUGGUAGCGCUCCCCGCGUGUGCUGACAUCCACCUGCCCGACAACGGCGCGGUGGGCUGCGGCUACAACUAUUACCGCCCGGGCCUGACCCCCCAGCUCUGCAAGCUGGGCAAGGGCUCCGUGGCAAAGGUGCACGCGCUGUCGAGCACCGACCCCGCCGCCACUCGCAUCGACUGCCGCUACGCUGACGCCACGCCAUACGACACCAGCACCGCGCCGGCCUCGGGCAACGUGCAGCUCCAUGUCCUCAAUAACUACAUUGCCUACCCCAACGUCGUCCAGCAGUACAACAGGACCGGCGACCCAUACUACAUCUCUGACAAAGCGCUGAACGGCAAGACCAUCCAGCUGACAAGCAUGCUGCCUGUGGCCAUUCCCGACCGGACUGGGUACAAGUGCGGCGACGGCACCAGCUGCAACUGGAGCGAAGACGAGCUGUUCCAGAUCGGCACCCAGACCUGGACCGGCGAGCGCACCGUGCUGGCCAAAGGAGGCCCUUUCUUCCUGAUCCCUGUGGGAGGCAAGUGGUGGAUGCGCAUGACGGCCACGGUGUUUGAAAACGCUGCCGGGCGCACCAUCAACAAGCGUCACCUCAUCAUCUUUGACGACGACAUCCGCCAGGCAAGCCCCGCUGGCCUGCCGGGCCAGCCCCGGCCGUUUGCCUGCCUGCCCGCUGCCGUGCUGGCCGGCCUGGGCGCCGCUCGCCGCUGGGGCGAGAAGGGCACCGUCUGGCGCAACAAGACCGGUGAGAUGGACCAUGAGCAUGUGGAGCUGGACCUGAAGGCAGGCGGCGACCUAUCCCCGGGCUGGCACAGCUGA
Molecule: messenger RNA, 1119 nt
Organism: Chlorella variabilis
Lineage: Eukaryota; Viridiplantae; Chlorophyta; Trebouxiophyceae; Chlorellales; Chlorellaceae
Exons: 8
Coding region: 1-1119 (372 amino acids)
Source: RefSeq, a predicted model, not a curated record